AUGGAAACUACGUCUAUAUUUUUAAAGUCAGUAACCAAGCGGGUUUGGUCCCCACCGCAGCGCCCGUUCAAAGUGUGCUCUCGCAACCGGGAGACCAGGAAGGGUGUCACGGCAGGGACCCUGGACGAGCUGAGAGAGAGGGUGUGCCAGGCUCUGCUGCUGUCCCUGUCGGCUGUGUCCCUGUCCCUGGUGUGCGAGGACGACGGCACCGAGGUCGACUCUGAUGAGUUCCUCAUGACCCUGCCCGACAACACCGUCUUCAUGGCUCUAGAGCCUGGACAGACAUGGAGUCCACCACCAGGUGCAGUUGUGUCCAAAUUCCAAGACCACAGCAAGCCCCGGACUGGAAAAGACAUAGCCCGAGUCACCUUUGACCUUUACAGGAUUAACCCCAUGGAUGUGUUUGGCUCCCUGAGUGUAAAGGCGACCUUCCAAGGCCUGUACUCUGUGAGUGCUGACUUCCAGUGUCUGGGGCCCAAGAAAGUCCUCAGAGAGGCCCUGCGUAUGGCCUCCAGUCUCCUCCACGCAGCGGGACACCUGCUCAUCACCUCCGCCUCGCUGAUCCGACGCAUUAUCGAGGGAGCUGAGCUCUGGCAGCCACAGAGGCAAGAAUACACAGCCACUUGGAACUGA
Molecule: messenger RNA, 633 nt
Organism: Myripristis murdjan (pinecone soldierfish)
Lineage: Eukaryota; Metazoa; Chordata; Actinopteri; Holocentriformes; Holocentridae
Gene: cideb
Product: cell death inducing DFFA like effector b
Exons: 5
Coding region: 1-633 (210 amino acids)
Biological process (GO): apoptotic process; regulation of apoptotic process
Source: RefSeq, a predicted model, not a curated record